CGGGCGGUCAACCAGGCCGAGUCCGGGGACUCUGCGAUGCUUUUUCUGUCCGGAUGCUACUCACUAUUUUUUUUCUCUUGGGAAGAUACUACUGGGUUUACAGCGAAAGAGCGUGUUACCUUUGAAGACUUAUUUGUCUCACGGUAUAAUUUGUCUUCCGCAGAUGCUGCCGCGGAGCAAUGAAUCGGUCUAUCUAGAGAUGCUCUUGGUCUUUUUGAGGCAUACCCUCCUCUGAUAUGCAAUUUGCAGUCCUGCGAGUCCGGUCCUUUCGGACCGGGUAUCCCGGCCGGUUGUCAUUGAUGCGAAGCUUCUCCUCGUCCUCGCGGCUAUACGAGAUCAGGGACAUUGCGAUACUCCCUCAGCGAGCCAUACCGGGCUAUCAAGGUGUGCGUUAUUGCAAUGCGGCAUGCAUGAGCAAUCGCUGACUUGGAGUGCUCCUCAACUAGAAUCGCAAGUGGGCGAUCUACUGUCCCUUCAAUGGCCAGCGCCGCCGCGCAACAUCCUUGUCGUGAAGAAGGACUGUGUUCCAGCAGUGACUGAAGCUCUUGUGGAAUUCGCUAAUCAUGCCACGUCUACCUACCCUUCGAUAUCAAUUAUCCUUGAACCUAAAGUAGCUGAGGAAGUCCAUGCAUCACUGCACGACCCCGUCUAUACUGCCUCUCUGGACCGCCUCCGACCAGCACUACAUAAAAAGGUGGAUCUGACCGUUACCCUGGGAGGAGAUGGGACUAUCUUACAUGCUUCAUCGCUAUUCGCGACGUGCUACAAUGUACCCCCAAUGCUCUCCUUCAGCAUGGGCACGCUUGGAUUUCUCAGUGAAUGGAAGUUUCCCGAGUAUAAGCGAGCGUUCCGUGAAGUCUACAUGUCUGGAGCAGGCGUAGGAGAUCGCGCAACAGUGUUAGGUGAUGUGCGACCGACGGCCGACGAUGAAUCACUGGAUCAAGACGUGGGCCCGACGGGCUGGUCAUCGGUACGGGGGAAGUCCAUGGGUCUGACGCGGGGGGCUCGAAUACUUAUGCGCAACCGACUGAAGGUGGGACUUUUCACGGCCGAUGGACAGCCGAUACGGCAAGAAGCAUCUUCGAACCCUCUGCCGGGCAUUUGGGACCGUCGGGGGCUUUAUGUUAUGAAUGAGGUGCUGCUGCACCGCGGUAAAGAGCCGCAUCUGGCGGUAGUCGAUGUCUACGUCGGUGGUCGCUUUCUGACGGAGGCGGUGGCCGAUGGGAUUAUCAUAUCGACGCCCACAGGAAGCACAGCAUACAGCCUGAGCAGUGGCGGCAGUAUCGUACACCCUCUCGUCCCUGCCGUGCUCUUGACACCAAUCUGUGCUCGAAGCUUGAGCUUCCGGCCGUUGGUGCUACCGUCGAGUACUCCAAUCACACUACGUCUGAGCGAGAAGAAUCGCGGACGUGAGCUGGAGGUCAGCAUCGAUGGGGUGAACAUGAGUCAAGGGAUGACGGCUGGGAUGGAGGCGCGAGUGUGGAAUGAGGAGAUGCGGCACGGUAAAAAUGAAUGGCAAGGGGGGGUGCCAUGUGUAAUGCGGAGGAUCACUGGUGGAGAGGCACAUGACGGUUGGGUGGGUGGACUUAAUGGAUUAUUGAAGUUCAAUCAUCCAUUCGGUGAGGAUCGCUGAUGGCUCUGUUCGACUAUGCUGUUUGGGACAGGCACAGGCAGGGCAUGAAUUUCCAUGAAUAGGCUAUAUAAUUCCAGGCUUUCCAGAACAUAGCCCUAGCCUAAACUCGGGUUUCCUAUUCUAUACAAGAUAUACCAAUCAAGC
Molecule: messenger RNA, 1777 nt
Organism: Aspergillus homomorphus CBS 101889
Lineage: Eukaryota; Fungi; Ascomycota; Eurotiomycetes; Eurotiales; Aspergillaceae
Product: NADH kinase POS5
Exons: 3
Coding region: 407-1633 (408 amino acids)
Biological process (GO): NADP+ biosynthetic process; NAD+ metabolic process
Molecular function (GO): NAD+ kinase activity
Source: RefSeq, a predicted model, not a curated record